Molecule: messenger RNA, 9338 nt
Organism: Homarus americanus (American lobster)
Lineage: Eukaryota; Metazoa; Arthropoda; Malacostraca; Decapoda; Nephropidae
Gene: RhoGAPp190
Product: rho GTPase-activating protein 190-like
Exons: 34
Biological process (GO): signal transduction
Molecular function (GO): GTPase activity; GTP binding
Source: RefSeq, a predicted model, not a curated record
GCGGCCAAGCAAGUGGUGGUGUCUGUGGUUGGUGUGUCAGGCGGAGAGAGAGAAGGCGUGACAGGUCUAGGAAAGUCAUGUCUCUGCAACCGCUUCACCAAACCACAGGCCGACCAGUACUAUGUCGACCACAUCUCCGUCCUCUCACAGACGGACUUCAGUGGACGUGUGGUGAACAACGACCACUUUCUGUACUGGGGAGAGUCAGCGCGGGUGGCCGAUGAUGGUUUUGAAUUCAGUUUCCAAGUUAUUGAACAAACAGAAUUCAUUGAUGAUGCCUCCUUCAUGCCCUUCAAAGCGGGUAAGAUGGACCCUUACAUCAAGCGCUGUUGUGCCACCAAGAUCCAGUCGGCAGAGAAACUAAUGUAUAUAUGCAAGAACCAGCUAGGUAUAGAGAAGGAAUACGAGCAGCGUGUCUUGCCUGAUGGGAAGCUUAAUGUCGACGGGUUCCUGUGUGUGUUUGAUGUCUCGCAGGUCCCCAACCGCUCUUUAGAACGUCAAGUUGAACUUACUGCCAGUAUUCUAAACAACUGCCUUAAAACUAAAAGGCCAGUUGUUCUUGUAACAACAAAGAAUGAUGAAGCUAAUGAGGUAUAUGUGAAGGAGGCCGAGAAGUUAGCCAGCAGAAAAGAGUUUAAGGGAAACAUCCCAUUAGUGGAAACUUCCUCUCAUGAAAAUGUCAAUGUGGACUGUGCAUUUAUGACAUUAGCACAUUUGAUAGACCGCAAUCGAGGACGUAUUCGUAUUGUUCCGUUUUAUGAGGCAGCGAGACAUAGAAAGGAAAUUCUUGAUGUAGCAACAGAUGCCUUCCAAAGAUUAGUGCGCACUCAUGUUCUCGACUACCGGUCUAUAUGGGCCUCAACUAGUAAAAAACUUGCUCAAAGUUCUGAUUUUAUACACUAUGUGGACCUCUUUGGUAUGGACCAAGCGGCCAAACUGUUCCGUCGACACGUCAAGAAACUCAAAGAUGAAUACCUCCAGAGAAAAGUGGAGGCAUAUAUGGACAUGCUGCCCUCCAUUCUGCGUGAGUUCUUCCCGGACCUGCAGAGUUUAGAGGAUGGGGAUUGGCUAAGUAUACAACAAAGGAUAAGUGAACAUCCAGACUUUGAUCGAUACUUCCUGCGCUGCAACGAAGACAUCCCGUGGUCAGAGAAUGCUGAGCUCCUCGACUCGGCUGACACUCGUAUUCCAUUUGACGUCCUCGACUCCAAUGAAGCAGAAACGGUGUUCAAAAAUCAUGUUAAUGCUCUCCAGGCAGAACUGGAGAUGAGAGAGCUACCGCGAAGGAUGCGCGACAAGUUCAAGUUAUUGCUGGCAGAAACUGGGUAUGUUACGCCGGGCAAGAGACUCGACGAGGUACGUGUCCUCUUUAUGGGCAGAGAAAGCUUCGACUCACUCUCGGAACAUGAUCGUCAGUUUAUAUACGACCAACACCAAAAGGACAUCACCGAGAAAGCAAGACAGAAUUUCCAUGAGUUAUUACUGGAGCAGGCAGAGUUGUUCUACCACGUGAAAAGCAUCGCUCCCACUGGCACCAUCACCCAGGAGGACAUUCGUGACAUAACUCAGACCUUGCAAGAAGAUAGCAGAUAUAAGGCUUUGGACAGGCUAGAAAGUGAACGAACACUGUUGCUACUCCAGCACUUAGGCUUUGUCCACUGUCCCAAGAAAGAGCAUUGUCCCUCCUUCCCCAACUGUAUGGACUGCCUCAUUGAGAAAAUUAUAGCUAAUAAAGCUGCCAGUAACAGUCGUCCAGGGUCUGGCACUUGGAGCAGUAAAAAUGUAGAUUAUGGGGUUCGCAGUGACCCACAGGUCAACCUAGUCUUGUUAGGCAACCAAGGCUUGGCUGAAGAUCUUCAGAAUGUUAUUCGGUCUGUAUGUGAGGAUGAUGAGUUUGAGUUGGACAAUCAGAUCUUCUCACUAGACUACCGCAGCAUAGAUGGAGAUGUGUCACUCCCACAAAAUUCCUUCAAGACUCCUGAAUUCACUCCUCAUGGUGUUGUGUGUGCAUACAGCAAUGAGGCAUCUUUAGAGUACGUAAGAGAGUCAUUGGAGAAAUCAUUACUGACCCAGCUAGAACGAGAGGAGUCAACUCCGACACCACCCAUCACCGUCCUAUUUGCUCCAGACCCUGAUCUCGACCAUAAUGCCUCACAACACCUGCACGAUGAAGGGGCUAACCUAGCAGAUAGUCCCCCUGGCAGCUUGCAAUGCACCUUCAUGGACGUUGGGCCAAGCGUGGGAGGUGGGGAGGGGCGGAGGUUUGAUAGCAGCUUGGUGACGAAGGCCCUUCGCUCCCUCAUCACUAGCAUCCAGCACCGCAAUAACUCUCUCAACAUUUUCAACUCAGCUGUUCUGCCCAGAGACUCACAGCCAGAUAUUAGAAUUAUUAUGUGUAUGUUGUGUGGAGACCCAUACUCUGUGGAGAAUGUACUUAGUCCACUGCUCAGUCACCAGUGGUGUGUGGUGACAGGAGAGCAGUCCAUCUCACUCCAAACAUUCCUAGAUGACUGCAAGCGUCGUGUGGAGGUCAUUGUGUCAUCGUACCACGGUGCCAAUGCAUUUCGAGAAGACUUGGUGCAUGGGUUCAUCCUUGUGUACUCGACCAAACGCAAGGCAUCUUUAGCCACUCUCAGGGCUUUCUCCGCAAACAUUCCCAACCUUCCAAUCCAGAUUUUGGCAAUGACCGAUACAAACAGCGCGUCUGCGUUUUUUGGGUCGGAUAUCUCCCAGCAGCUUAUCACUGAAGGUAAUGCUAUUGCCGACAGACUGCAGGCACAUUUCAUGACCUCCACUGCAACUUGCCAACAGAAAACUGCAUUUUAUACGCCCUUCUUUAAGGAGGUGUGGGAUAAGAAGCCUGAGAUUGAGCAGGCAUUCAACAUGGAGGAUCCCUCUGGUCUGGAUGACUCUGGUGAGGGCACCCUGGAGCGACCCCCUCACCACUACCACCGCAGCAUCACACUGCCCCCACCGAGACGCAACCUUCCGCCCAGAUCUCAGUCUGCUGAAGGUUCUGAGAUUUAUGAGACAGUGCCGACUGAUGGUUCUCUGGCCGACGACCUGGAUGAACCCCUCUCUCCUGUGUUCCCUGAUGAUCAGCCUCUCACACCUUCAGAUGAUUCAGACAUUUACUCCCACAUUGAUAAUGAUGAAGAGGAGCACCUUGUCAAACCCUCACAACUCAUCAAGAAGCAACACAGAUUUCAACAAGAAUUAUUCCGACAAUCAUAUCCAAGCACAGAAUCUCUGCCCACGACUGUGUCUUCCCGCUCUAAGGUUUCCACCCAGCCCUCGGACUUGGAACCCACAUAUCCCCCCCUUCCUCCAUACCCUCCUCCACCUCCUUCAACUUCUCCACCACCCUAUAGUUUUGUCACACGUGACCCGUCCUUUGAUGGUGUGACUGGGGUAUCGUACCAACGGGAUGGGGCUUCCUCCCCCUCCCAGCGUGACCGACCCCCUCCAUACUCUUUUGCCCCACGCACCCUGCCCCAUGACAUGAACAAACCCCAACCAGCCCCCAGACACCAGUUCUUUAAGGCAGAGAGUUUGACGCUUGACCAUGGGGCCUCUGACCGAGACUACCUCGUGAUACGAGAGCGCGCAGACAGGGGUGGUCUUCAGGUGUACCCCCCUCCCACGACCCCCCCUGAGCCGGCUCCCCCUGACCGCGAGUGUGUGGAGGGCCCCCCACGCCGCUUGGUGAAGGCCACCACACUCCCCACACCCACUCUGCACUCUGCAACAUCUCGCACCUCCCUCGAUGACCUCACAUCUGACCUGAGCGGUUCACGCGACUCCCUCACUACACGCGACUCAGGCUGGCAGGAUGAGAGCCUGUGUUCCCGCCGACUUGAAGAUUACUGGGGCGAGGGAUACACUCCUCAGGCAUUUACAACCGGCCGGCGUGCUAAGUUUCCUCCUCCACCAACCAAACCGAGACCCAAGGCGAGCCAGACCCUGAAGACGUUGCAGACGCUGAGCGAUGCGGUGUAUCAGGUCACGACCAAGCAACCUGGCAAACUAAACCUUAAGGCCUAUAGCAACGUGACUGAUGCAAUUGGCAAAAUAAACCUCAAAGAUGCGGGCCUCCUACACUCUAAACUAACCAAAGGGGGUUCCGUGCACGCACCCCUUGCCACCCCAGAGAACAUGGACCUUGGCCCAGAUUACGCCGCUCAGGUGAAAGAUGCUGUUCCUGGCCUGUACAGCAGCUUCGAGGCAGGGGACUAUGGAUAUUCCCGCGUGCAAGAGAUACCCCAAGCUGCCAGUGCAAAGGCGAGGCGGCAGCGGAGGGAGAAGGGACGUCAAGCGUACUCGGACUCAGACUCUGAAUGGAGCUCCCUUGAGCGGCGCCGUAGUACCGAUUCCUACAAAGUCAACCGCAAAGCCGUACCCAAGAGGAUGAAAAAGAAGCGUCUCCCGAUACCCGUAGCUGCCCCCCGUGUGCCCCCCCUACCCUCCUUCUAUGUUGCCGAGGGAGGACCUGGCACUCGCUAUUCGGAUGAGAGGCUAUUGCUCGACCCCUAUGAGAAAGUGGUGAGCGGAUCAGCCUCAGAUGAUUCCGAGGCUACUGACAGAGAGGAUCCGGCUGCAUCGCGCUCCAAAUAUAAGCCUCAGAAACGCUCUAUUCAAUUUAAAAAGAAGACGGGCGGCAGGGAGGGCGUGGCAGUGCGCCCCCCCGUGGUGCCCCCCCUGCCCCCCACACAUCCCCCGCCCCACCCUCCCACCUCCCACCCACGCAUGGGGCUGGCUGCCACCCCUCACCACAACCCUCUCUCGUACCCCAUGGCAGCUCAGCUUCCCCCCGACACCGACUUAUUCUCCCCCUCAUUUGCCCCUGGCAAGCUUGAGGGAGAUCACAUGUACAGGGUGAUUCCUGAGGACGACUCUAGCCUUGAGGUAUCAUCUCCUCGUGACCAGCAAUCCCCAAUCCUCCCGCCCGGGGCACCAGCUCGUAAAGACACGGAUAAGACAGCUCGCCGCAAGCAAGAGAAGCUACGGUCACGGGAGGAGGCCCGCCAGAGAGAAGAGGAACGCAAGAGAGCCAAGGAUGAAGAAAAGAUGAAAAAAGCUGCAGAGAAAGAGAAGGAACGGGAAAAGAAGAAAGCAGCCAAAAGUUCAACCAAGGGCUCAACCAAAGGACCUCCCCAGCCAACCUUGGAUGAUUUUGCCCAGAGUCCUGAGCGAUCUGUGCCACUGUUCUUAGAGAAGUGUGUCUUCUUUAUUGAGGUGGAAGGGCUUGACUCUGAGGGGAUAUACCGUGUGCCAGGCAACAAGGUGCACGUGGAACAGCUAACGACCAAGUUUAAGGAAGAUAACACGGUGAUCUUUGCCGAGUUGGACAUUCCCGUGAAUGCUGCUGCUACAGCCCUGAAGGAUUACCUGAAACAGCUGCCACCCCUCCUGCCACAGAACCAGUUGACAGAACUCACCAUUAUUGCCAGCAUUGGAGACCGAAGCUUAAGGCUCCUUAGGUUAAAGGAGAUGCUGACCGGUCUACCACGAGUCAACUUUGAGGUCCUUAAGUUCAUCUUCCAACAUUUUGUGAGAGUUGCAGAAAAUUGCAAACUGAAUUCCAUGGAUAGCAAAAAUUUAGCAAUCUGUUGGUGGCCAACAUUGCUCCACACCCUCCAGUUUACAGACAUCGCUGAGUUUGAAUCUCAACGUCCACACAUCGAAGACAUCAUCCAGACCAUGAUUGACCAAUUCCCCUUCCUAUUCCAGGGCAAGGAGGAUUACGUCAUGGUCUGAUAUUAAGCUGCGUUUUCCUGGUAAACAUAACUUAAUUUGUUUACACUCAGCUCUCUUUUGCCAUCUUCGGUGAAAAUGCAGCUUUUGAUAAACAAAAAAGGUUAUGUUUAACAUGAAAACUUAACCCUCAUUUCCUGCAGCCAAGCCCUUUGCUGCACAUCAUUCUCGUGUGAACCAGGAAUCUCAAUACCAUAUGUUGUGUCUUGUGGUAAUACCUGGUCGCCAUUGGCUCUUGCCACAUGCGGCAUAACUUAAGACACUGUUGGCCACAACUGGAUAAUACUGUAUUGACAAUUUACACCAUGAACUAGGGUUAUUAACCCAUAAUGGAGAAAAUAUGACACGGUGCUGAUGAGUAACAGUUGAGAGUUGUGGCCAAGUGGUGUUGUUAGUUGCCCUGAACUGCCUGCCAGUUCAUCAGUGAACAAUAUCUUGUAAUUUUACUUCACACAGUAUUGUGUGUUAUGUAUCAUAGGAAAGUCAACCAAAGAAAAUUAUCUUUCCAGUAAGAGGAAUGAUAAUGAUUUGUGAUUAAAUCAGGCAGAGUAAGUGGAUGUUUCAACUAAAGUCAAAUUGUUGUAUCAGCAAUGUUGACUGAUUAUAAAUAGAUUAGAAUUUUGGGUCAACUUUCCAGUACAUUAAUUCUCUUUUACUGUGUCAUGCCAGAACAUAACCACAAAAACUGUGUGCAGACCAAGACUGGUGUCACAUAAGGUUUAGUAAGUCAGAUAACCACAUCUGUGGUGGGUAAUGUUUGGCCAGCAUAAAGCAGUAUUUGAUUAUAUUGGGAUUUUUCUCUCUCUCUUUUCUUCCCCUUCUCUCCUCACUCUCCUGUCUAUAUUCUCUUCUUUACUCUGCUCUGCUAUUCUCUUCUCCUAUCUUUCUCUCUCUGAAAAGACGAGUGUUCAAUAAUAAAUUCUUAUAUUGUAAAAAGAUCUGUAAUCUGGUAGUGUGGUGAUACAGUAACGUGGGAGUGGUCAAGGGAAAGUCAAAUGUAGUUUUGACACUUGGUGAGAAGGCAGUAUUAGGCACUAGCGUAUGAGUCUUAAGGGUUAGCCCCCAUGCCAGGCUGGGACUCUAGGCCACACAGAGCCCAUAGUUACAAAGCUCUCCCUCCCCUGCCCCCCAUCCCUAGCUGUGUGCCAACAACCCGACAGGAUGACCCGUACCUGUAUCUGGCUGGGAUUAGACACUCCAGCUUAUGAGAAGAUUUCCUGUGUGCCAUGAGGGAAAAUUUAGUUAACGUUUCAAACAGAAUUAGUCUUUUUAGCAGUAUGUUGCUUCUCUUGGCCAAUAUUAGGGCACGUACAGUCCCUUAUAGCAGUUUUUGGUGCCUCCUGAGGAGUAUCACCUUCCUCAGUAAUUGUGGUAAUUCCUGUGCAGUAUCCGCUCCCUGGGAUUCUUCAGUCCCUCCUAGGUAGAGUCCCAUUUCCCUGGCAGUGUGCGGCACUCCCAGGACUUUCUGGUUGGAGUACUUCCAUCGACGUCCAAGUUAGAUUCCUGUCAAAAUUUGAAAUCCUUCUAGAAAUUUUAAAAAGUUGAAGAUUAACCAGCAUUGACUGCCAAAAAAUUGAACUUACCAUAGGUAAAAUCAACCAAAAGUAUUAAUGUUUUGAGUUGGUGGUACUGUACUUUCAUUAUGAAGUAAAACAUUUGACAGAACUGCAGCCUAGGAAUCAGUGGAAGUGCCACAGUCACACUUGUUUAUGUGCUGGGACAGGAGCUCACAUAUCAAAUUGUUGAGUCUGGCCGUGUGAAGCAUUCCAUUGUACGACAGUGCUGCUUCUCACCUGUGGAUCAUCACUUAAACGUUCUCAUGACGUUAGUAUCCUGCCAUGUUAUAUCAGCAAUUGUGAGGGAAAUCACUUUAUGACCUCAGAUUUAUUAUUGCACAAGCACAUCGAGUUGUGUCGGUGUACCUCCAGUGUUGCUAUUGUAAAAGAGAUCAAUAUUUUGAUUGUCUAGUGAUCAGGCUGGUCGUUAUAAUACAUUUAAACUAUUCAAAUUUAGGAGAUCAAUUUUUUAUAUAUAUAUAUAUUUCCUGUUAUGUAUUAGGUUUUAAGUGGUUCAUAAGAACUAGCCAUAGGUUUGUUCACAUCAUAGGGUUUUUUUUUUCUAUGAACUAUAUAUAAAAAAUGUGUUCUCAAAUUGACCAAAUAAGCUGACUUUGUUUAAAUAUGAAUAUGUACAAUAAGUGACUAGUUGUGUGGGGUCAGUGUGAGCUGACAUUAUUACCUGUAUGAAUGAUAGUGCCAUAGUGUACGGCAAGGACAGGAAACAGUGCCAACGCCAUUGUCGACGUUUUGUCUCAUCGUCUCGCUAGUUGCUCCCUGUACUUUAUUUUGUUACUUUGCCUCGUUUAGUGUUAGCCAUGUGGCUGCCAAGUGGUACUAUGUGUGAAGUUAGCGCUAUUCUGUGUCAUGCAGUGUCGAGUGAUGGCAGGAGCCAGACCAAGAUCCCACGGGUGAUCGUCACUCAUUAGUCAUAGCACAAAUUUGAUAUGAAUCUCUUGUGGAAGUGCACCAGCACCUCAGUCAUCGGGGAUCAGCUCAAUUAGAAGUGUGGACUGUGUGUUCUCUGGUAAAUAUCAGUCAAAGGCUGUGUGUUAUGUCAGGCAACAUCAGUAAUAGGAUGAGUUAUGUCAGAUUACAUCAGUAAAGGGCUAUGUGAUGGCAGAUUACAUGUGGAAGAGGCUGGGUGAUGUCAGAUUACAUCAGUAAAGGGCUGUGUGAUGGCAGAUUACAUCAGUAAAGGGCUGUGUGAUGGCAGAUUACAAGAGGAAGAAGCUGUAUGAUAUCAGAUUACACCAAUAAAGGGCUGACUGUGAUGUCAAAUUACAUCAAAUGCAUAACUAUAUUGAGUGCUGGAGAUGAGGAUUGUGGUUCUCAAGGAACAAGGUGAUUUACGUUGAUGCUGGUGUAGAUGUUGCUGCUGGUGGCAGCGUCCCCGGCACCAUGGCUGGGUGCCACGUGUACAGUCUGUUGCAUAAUAUGUUCCUUGCCUUGGGCUUUAUAUUGCACUACCCUGUAUAGGUUACUUAAUGUAGUUGAAAUUGAAAAUAUGAUCAUUGUGUGAGAAGGUGAGGCAAUUACUUAAGUAGUCAUUUCUCAGAGGAGAGUUAAUUGACAUCAAGUGGUUAGUCAGAGCCUUGAUGUAUUUAUUAGUGUUGUCAUGUUUGGAAGAUUGGCAGUAUUUUAUUAUGACCAUAGUGAGUUUCAUCAUUGUUAUCUGUGAUUCACAAAAUUUUUGCAAAUUCAACAUCCAACCUAAAACCCAGUUGUGUCUGUUGAUGAUUUUUAUUAGUGUAACAACAGGCCAUAUUAUGUAACCAAAACAGCAAAUACUAGUCAUCAAGCCCUGCCCACUCGACUGCAUCAUGUAAAUUUAUUAAUGUAUUGCACUACAUAUUCUUGAAUUCAUUGUAUAAAGUCUUCAAGCUAUACAGACUUGUACAGCAUAUAUGACGAGUGAGAGAAUCCAUGUACAGUGGACCUUGAUGAAAGAGAGGUUUUGGUAGUAUACUAUAUAAUGCAUAUUUGGAUUAGUAUACUACUAACUAUGAAUAAAAGGCAUUUGCAGUU